Cordyceps fumosorosea ARSEF 2679 is the source of this 1824-nucleotide messenger RNA. RefSeq lists its product as hypothetical. The coding region runs from base 1 to 1824 and encodes 607 amino acids. NCBI's taxonomy places the organism in Eukaryota, Fungi, Ascomycota, Sordariomycetes, Hypocreales, Cordycipitaceae. The transcript is spliced from 2 exons. The record is from RefSeq and is a predicted model, not a curated record.
AUGUUUAAACACUUUCGUCGCGGUGGCCGCCGUGUCAGCCUCCCCGUCGACGAACCAGCUCUCGCGCCGCCUUCGCGCAAGAACAAGAAGCGCUUUCGCAAUGUCAAGCGCCUAUCCGUUCUCGUCGUCGCCGUGACCAUCAUGGCCACUGGCUUCAUGGCCACCAAAAGCUCCUCAUUUUCCCUCCGCUCGUCUUCCUCGUCCUGGGACGGCACCGUCACCCUCGCCCAGCUCCAGAACCUCUCCUACCCUCGCCCGCACCCCUCCUCCUCCUCCUCCGCACACGACGCCGCCGGCAGCACCACCCGGCGCCUCCGCAUCUUCAUGCCCGCCGACGGCCCGCACCUGAACCUCUGCAAGUCCGUCAUGUCCUCCGUCGCCCUCGGCUACCCGCUGCCGAUCCUGCUCAACUGGAAGGGCGAGUUCAACCGACCCGAGUGGCACCUCGCCGGCAGCCACAUCGCCAAGCUCGAGAGCCUGCACGCCGCCAUCGACGCCCUGCUCUCCGACCCCCGCGGCACCGCCCACGAAGACGACCUCGCCGUCCUGGUCGACGCCCACGACGUCUGGUUCCAGCUGCCCCCGUCGGUGCUCAUCCGGCGAUACCACCAGAUCAACAAGGAAGCCGACAAGCGGGUGCGCGACCAGUGGGAGAAGGAGUUCCAACGCAGCGGCGGCGAGGACUUCCCAAUACCGCCGCCCAGGCAGCGCAUCGUCGUCACCUCCGCCAAGGACUGCCACCCGGGCCCGCAGUCCGGUUCGGACCCGCACUACGACCACUGGCCGCAGUCGCCCAUGCCGGCCUUCAUGUACGGCCCGGGCACCGACCGCGUGUCCGGCCCGCUGUUCGACUCGGCGCGGCGCUUCCGGCGGGUGCGCCCGCGGUGCGUCAACAGCGGCAUGAUCAUGGGCACCAUGGGCGCGCUGCGCGACGCGCUCGCUCGAUCGAGGGAAAAGGUCGCCGCCGCGGAGCGCGCCGGCCGCCAGCUCUGGAGCGACCAGGCGCUCCUCGGCGAGGUCGUCGGCGAGCAGGAGCUCUGGCGGGAGUGGGCGCGCCACCUCGGCGCCACCUGGGACUCUGAGGCGGGCGAGAGCAAAUCCGUUGGCGUGCACAGGGACGCAAGGCCGGUGGCGAGAGCAGCGCUGGAGGAGGGCGGGAACUUUGAGUUUGGCAUCGGCCUCGACUACGGCUUCGCGACGAUCCCGCCGACGUGCAGCGCCGAGGAGGACGGGUACUUUGUGCGCCUGGAUGAUCGCGAGCAGGUCGAGGCCGAGUCGGAGCGCGCUGGCGUCGUCGACGGCGUGCGCGUCAAGGGCGUGCCCCCGGAGCUGCUCCCCGCGGCCGCCGGGAGCAACGACGCGAGGGACGCCGGCAAGUACCGCGAUCCCCUGCGCGACGUCACCUGGGGGGAGGUCCCGCUGUACACGGACUUCUACUUCGGCACCACGCCCGUGGGCAUCCACCACAACGCCUACGUCGACAACCUCAAGGCCUGGCGCAUCGAGAACUGGUGGGAGCGCAUGUGGUUCUACCCGCAGCUGCGCCGCCUCGUCUCGGCACACCUCAUCACCCCGCAGACCGGCUCCGGCGUCCGCCCCAUCCUCCGGCUUCCCGCGGAGAGGACCGGCGACGGUGAGGGGGAGGUUGUGUACAUGCCGCCGGCGUCGGAGGGUCGUGAGAAGGCGGUGACGGUGUUUGAGCCGGCCACGGAUGGCGGCAAGGCCGUCUUCUCGCCGAUAUCGUGGGACGGCAUCUGCCAAAAGGGUAAGAAGCCGUGGUUCGAGGAACUGUUUGGCGACAACAUUGGCCCGUUGGCCCUGUAA